Pristis pectinata (smalltooth sawfish) is the source of this 3363-nucleotide messenger RNA. It is a transcript of the gene ablim3, whose product is annotated as actin binding LIM protein family, member 3. The transcript has 23 exons. Gene Ontology annotation, molecular function: actin filament binding. The record is from RefSeq and is a predicted model, not a curated record. Gene Ontology annotation, cellular component: actin cytoskeleton; stress fiber. NCBI's taxonomy places the organism in Eukaryota, Metazoa, Chordata, Chondrichthyes, Rhinopristiformes, Pristidae. Bases 637 to 2553 code for a protein of 638 amino acids. Gene Ontology annotation, biological process: lamellipodium assembly; cilium assembly.
AGGUGGCAGCAUUUUGCUGCUCGCCGCCUCUCCCCUGUGCUGACAUUUUUCCCCGAGCUUCACUCAAAAGAUUUUUUUUUCAACGAUUUGGCACGGCGAUGCCAGCAAUGACUCCGUGCACAGCAGACCGCUCGCAUCUGAUGGGGAGCUCCAUUCUACUGCGGUGCAUCUGCGAAACGGUCGGGUCAGCGUAGCUGCGGGGCAAGGCGAGCUGCAGACCGUCACUUGUGGGAUUGUGUCUUGAGCACAUCCUUGCGGAUUGUGUGUGGGUGGAUUAACAGAAGGUUGUAUCCAAAUCAGUGCUGGUGAGAAGCUGCGUGUCGGUGUUGUGAUCAGAGUCGGGACCGUCACCAGAACCGAGGGAACGCCCAGCCCAGUGUGUUUACUUUAAGUCUUUGACCUUGUGCAUCACCCUUACUGUUGCAGAGAAAGAUCCCACUGGCUCCUUGACAGCCAGAAAUUGGAGCUGGGGGAAAAUCGGGCGCAGGAACGAUAUCUCCUUUGAAAACGGAUGAUACGAUCACAGGGGGAACUAUUAUCCAUCAUCUAGCCCCGAGACUGUCAGCAUCGGGAACCCUGACACUUGUAAGGUGAUCGGUGAUCUCGGUGCGGAGGAGAGAGAAGGAGGCUUGCGUUAUGAACACGAGCGCAGUACCCUAUCAGCAGAAUUCAUACAGCCAUGGAGGUGAGCCUGCAAGUAUCCGCUGCUAUAGAUGUGGCGGAGUAUGCAAAGGAGAGGUGGUGCGGGUACACAAUAACCACUUCCACGUCAAAUGUUUUACCUGCCAAUUUUGUGGUUCCGACUUGGCCCAAGCAAACUUCUUCUACAAGAAUGGAGAGUAUAUCUGCACGCUGGAUUAUCAACGGCUCUAUGGCACACGCUGUGACAGUUGUAAGGAGUUCAUCGGGGGAGAGGUGAUCUCAGCUCUGGGAAGGACAUUCCAUCCAAAGUGCUUUGUCUGCACAGCCUGCAGGAAGCCAUUCCCAGUUGGAGACCGUGUUACUUUCAGUGGGAAGGACUGUGUAUGUCAGCAGUGUUCUCAUACAUUGGUUACAGCCUCUGAGCCGAUAAAGAUUCAUGGACCAAGUCAGUGCGCUGGCUGUGGAGAUGAAAUCAAACAUGGACAGUCUCUGCUGGCCCUGGAGAAGCAGUGGCAUGUGAGCUGCUUCAAAUGUCAGUCCUGUGGUGUUGUCCUGACAGGAGAAUAUAUCAGCAAGGAUGGUGUUCCUUACUGUGAAACGGAUUACCAUUCUCGGUUUGGCAUUAAGUGUGAGAGUUGUGAUAGAUAUAUCAGUGGAAGAGUACUGGAGGCAGGAGGCAAGCAUUACCACCCAACUUGUGCAAGGUGUGUCAGAUGCCACCAGAUGUUCACAGAGGGAGAAGAAAUGUACCUAACAGGCUGUGAAGUAUGGCAUCCCCUCUGUAAACAGUCUGCUAGAAUGGAAAAGAAGCUACGGCACAGGCGUGCUUCGGAAGCCUCAAUUUCUCCUCCCGGAUCCAGCAUUUCCGGAUCUCCUAAUCGAGUCAUCUGUGCAAAGGUGGAUAAUGAAAUACUUGACUAUAGGGAUCUGGCCGCUCUUCCCAAAGUUAAAACUAUCUAUGAUGUUCAGCGUCCUGAUCUGGUUUCCUAUGAACAAUAUCAAAAAUCUGCAUCAGAAGACAGACUUGAAAGACACAGUUUCGGGGAGUCUCUUGGAAUGCUAUCACCAUACUCACAGGACAUGUAUGACGGGUUUGAUCUAAGACAGAGGAGAUCUUCUAGUCCUGGAUACAUUGACUCACCCACCUACAGUCGACAGGGAAUGUCUCCCACAAUGCCUCGAUCACCUCAACAUUAUCACAGACCAGGCACUGAAAGCGGCCGGAGUUCACCUUAUUAUAGCCAGCUAGACAUCAAGCCAAGUCCUGUCCAGACUCCUAUACAUUUCCAUAUACCAGCAAGUGGAGAAAUUUCUAAUAUCUACCGGAAGCCCCCUAUCUAUAAGCGACAUGCAACAAAAAGCAAAACCAGCGAGGAUAUUGUACAGUCUGCAAGAUAUCCUGCAGCUUACUCUCCAGAUAUCUUCCAGCAGACAGAUUCAGAGUAUUGGCAUUAUCCAACUUCACCUAAAGCCUCAAGAUGGAGUCGAAGAUCUUCUUCUGGUGCUGAGGACGAUGGGCAAAAUAUUUGGGACCAGGGUAUUCAGAGGAUACAGAGUGGCAUUAAUCGAUUAAUUCUGAAGGAGGAAAUGAAAGCUAGAUCAGGGAGUUAUGAUAAUGACCCUUGGACAACACGAAGCUCCACAACAAGUAGGGAAUACCUACAGAAUGUAGGCUAUGAAUCUCCAGUUAAUGGAUCUCCACGAGGAAUGCACAUGGGUGACAGCGAUCCACUGAUUUCCAAGUCUGCUUCUCUUCCUGCCUACAUGAGAAAUGGAAUGCACAGGCCCCAGAGUGCUGACAUUUUCCAAUAUGACAAUGACAGUGCCGUUAACUGGGGAAUGAGAGAAUACAAGGUAAGAACUGCAGCUUUGAACCUGUGGCCUUGGAUUGCUGUGGUGCAGCAACAAUGAAUUUAUCCAUUUCAACUGCUAAUGGUAACCACCAGAGGUCGGAAUAAGUUGCCAAAAGAUGUCGACAGGACAAGAUUAGAGCGUCACUUAUCACCAGAAGAUUUCUACCGUGUGUUUGGAAUGACACUCGCAGAGUUUGAUCGACUUGCAUUAUGGAAAAGAAAUGAACUGAAAAAGCAAGCAAGGCUCUUUUAAGCAAAUAUAAGUAUCCUGUUAAAGAAAAAAGCUACCUACCCUAGUAUACAAGCAUUUAAUCACACAAUCUGUUAGUAGUGUUUUCAUAUCAUAUAAUGUUAAGAAAGCUACAUGUAUCUAAUGGAUGUUCUGCAAAUGUCUGUCAGCUGUGGGCUCAUAUUUCCAUUAUUUUUUGCAACUUUUGUGAUAUAAUCCACUAAUCAUCAAGUUUUUUGGGAGUAAGAUUGCAGUGACCAUGAUUUAUAUUCAAAACUGGGAUUUUUGAAUAAACUAGGAUUAUUUGAUAUCUAUCUCUUUUCUCAUUUAUCUUUUGUUUGAUUUCCUUCUCUUGCUCAGAUGAGAUUUUCAUAUCCAUUCUCUAUGCAUUGUAUUAUUUUGAAACAUUUAAGUUACCAUACGUAUAGAAUUGCUGAAUGUCAAAGCUCUACAGAAGAGGGAACUAUCAAUAAAAUGUAUUACUGAAGUAGCUCUUGUCCUAAAUGGCAGCCUUGAUGAUAUCACAGAUAAACGCAUCUGUAAAUGAUGACAUUUACUUUAAUGAUUAUUAACCUUUUUUCUCAGCUGAUAUAGAGUCCCAUAAUUGUUUGUUCGUUGAUAAUUGCUGCAUUUUGUUCG